AUGCCUCGUCCGGGCAAGAGUUCCUACAGUGACCAGAAGCCGCCUUACUCGUACAUCUCGCUGACGGCAAUGGCCAUCCAGCACUCGGCCGAGAAGAUGCUCCCCUUGAGCGACAUCUACAAGUUCAUCAUGGAGCGCUUCCCUUACUACCGCGAGCACACGCAGCGCUGGCAAAACUCGCUGCGCCACAACCUCUCCUUCAACGACUGCUUCAUCAAAAUCCCGCGGCGGCCGGACCAGCCGGGCAAAGGCAGCUUCUGGGCGCUGCACCCGGACUGCGGGGACAUGUUCGAGAACGGCAGCUUCCUCCGGCGCAGAAAGCGCUUCAAGGUGCCGCGGCCGGAGCCCCACAUGCCGGCCGCGGGCAAGAGCGGACCGGUGCUGCACCCGCACCUCAGCCACUACUUCCACCCUCACCACCAGCCCCCUCCGGCUCCGCAGCCGCCCGCGCCAGGCAAGGCGCACCCGGACUCCGCUGUGGCUGCCGCCGCCGCCGCCGCCGCCGCCGUGGGAAGGCUGCCCCAGUUCCAACCCUACAGCCCCGCGCCCGGGUUCAAGCACCCCUUCGCCAUCGAGAACCUGAUCGGCCGAGACUACAAGGGCGUGAUUCAGAGCGGCGGGCUGCCCUUGGCCUCGGUGAUGCACCACCUGGGCUACCCGGUGGCCAGCCAGCAGAUCAGCACCAUGGUCAGCUCCGUCUGGCCCCACGUGGGCGUCAUGGAGCCGGUGGGUGGCGUGUCCCUCUCCCCAGGCGAGUACGGACCCUUCGGCAUGCCCAUGAAGGCCAUCUGCCACCCCUCCGCCCAGACUCUGCCUGCCAUUCCCGUGCCCAUCAAGCCCACCCCGGCUCUCCCCCCGGCACCCGCCAUCCCUGCCCUGGCAGUCAACCCGGCGGCACAGCAGCAGCUCUGCCCACCCCCUUCGCCCAGCUCGUCCUCUUCCCUCCUGGAACAGACGCCACCAAACUCUUCCGAUGGCAAAGGCUCCUUACAUUCUGCCUUGGUACAUUCCUAG
Molecule: messenger RNA, 1014 nt
Organism: Eublepharis macularius
Lineage: Eukaryota; Metazoa; Chordata; Lepidosauria; Squamata; Eublepharidae
Gene: FOXB2
Product: forkhead box B2
Exons: 1
Coding region: 1-1014 (337 amino acids)
Biological process (GO): anatomical structure morphogenesis; cell differentiation; regulation of transcription by RNA polymerase II
Molecular function (GO): DNA-binding transcription factor activity, RNA polymerase II-specific; RNA polymerase II cis-regulatory region sequence-specific DNA binding
Source: RefSeq, a predicted model, not a curated record